This is a messenger RNA of Solanum verrucosum, 1249 nucleotides long. RefSeq lists its product as uncharacterized. The record is from RefSeq and is a predicted model, not a curated record. Bases 136 to 1074 code for a protein of 312 amino acids. The transcript has 3 exons. NCBI's taxonomy places the organism in Eukaryota, Viridiplantae, Streptophyta, Magnoliopsida, Solanales, Solanaceae.
GAAGAAUCGAGAUCAUAAUAAAAGUGCUGAACGGACAAAAGAGAGAAAAAAAAAAAAAAAGAGUCUUCUAUAUUCUCGCUCACCUUUAUUGACGCCUUCCCUCUUUUUUUCGAAAAAAAAUCUAAUUCGCCGGAGAUGAGAAAUAACGAACGUCGUUCUCUGGUGGUCGUUGAUGAUGGCGGCGGAGGAGGAAAUUGGCUGAAUAGAGGCGACGGUGUCGGAAGCGGCGGCUGUUAUAGUCAUGAGAGCGAACCUGACUUGGCUGCUAUGGUGAGUGACUUUCUGGAAAGUAGUAGCGCCGGUGCGGAGUCUAGGUAUAGCAGUGAUAAUGAUUCUGGUUACUCCGAUCUCGCUCGUCUUGCUGAUACGAUUUCGCUGUACAAGAACUCAGUGGAUCGGUAUGAAAGUGAUCUAACAAUGGUGGUUCAUUCCCUUAUUCUUUCAAUGACCGAAUCUUUUCAUAUUGGCAAGCCCGAAACAUGCAAUGCAAGCUGCAUCAGAUCUUAUCUAGUGAAGCUCCUCCAGUCUUGUGGUUUUAAUGCAGAUAUGUGUGCAACCAAGUGGCAGGGUUGUGGAAAAAUUCCUGGAGGUGAACACGAGUACAUUGAGGUGAUCUCCCAUGGAAAUGAUGGAUGCUCCGAAAGGUAUAUCAUUGAUCUUGACUUUCGGAGCCACUUUGAAAUUGCAAGAGCUGUCAAAUCCUACAAUGUGGUCUUGAGUUGUCUUCCACCAGUUUAUGUUGGCACAGUAACAAAACUUAAGCUGUAUCUUCAGGCUAUGGUAGAAGCAGCUAAAUGUUCACUCAAACAGAAUUCAAUGCCUCUUCCUCCAUGGCGAUCCCUUGCCUAUCUAGAAGCCAAGUGGGAGUCCAGUCACAGAGUAGCCAAUGUUCAGGUUCAGAGUAGCGUCAGCUCCUCUAAUUCCUCUCAUCGGCAUUGUACUGAGCUGUUGUGGAGGAUAAAAUCCUGUAUUGGAUCUGAAAUCAAAGCUAAAGGAUUCUUGGUACUUAAGAACUGUAGAAAGAGGCAGGGGCUAAAGAUCGAAUCGAGUCAUUCUUCCCCAGUGACUCCAUGAUCUUGCAUUGGAAAAAACACAAUUUUGUUCGACAUCAACUUUUUCAAGGUUUUUGUUUCUCUCUUCAUUUCUACUUCCAUUUUCGACAUUCAACAAAUUACAGAAAGCUUCAACAUGAGGUAAAAUUACUGCGGAUUUAGUUUGUUCUUUUUGUAUCAUAAUAACACUGACUCGG